CUACACCAACAUCACCUACAUCUUGAGUUUGAUCACCCAAUGUCUUUAAAGAUUAAGAGAAACAUGGAAAAACCAAGCUCUAGGCUUGUGUCCGCCAUUGCUCGAUUUCAUUGGUUUGUAGCCAUUUUCAUUUUCAUGCACUGCUCAGUUGGAGCACAUGGUUCGAAUCAGGUCCCGGCCAUGUUCGUGUUCGGGGACUCGUUGGUCGAUGUCGGAAACAAUAACUUCCUGAAUUCAUUAGCCAAGGCUAAUUACUUUCCUUAUGGGAUUGACUACUAUCAGGGGGCCACUGGAAGAUUCUGUAAUGGAAGAACCAUAGUAGAUUUUUUGGGUGAUCUAUUGGGUGUACCGAGUCUUCCAGCCUACGCAGACCCUAACACGUUUGGAAGAAGAAUACUUAGCGGAGUUAAUUAUGCUUCAGCAGCCGGUGGCAUCCUCGACGAGACCGGCUCCUACUUUGGAGAUCGAUUCAGCCUCAACCAGCAGGUGCUAAAUUUCGAAAACACAUUGAAUGACUUGAGAAAUCAGAUGGACAGUAGGACUUUGGGCACAUACCUAGCCAAGUCCAUAGUGUUCAUGGUGCUUGGCAGCAAUGACUACCUCAACAACUAUCUUUUGCCAUCUAUGUACUCUUCUAGCUACACAUACACCCCUCAGCAAUACGCUGACCUUCUCCUCAACCACUACGCCCGCCAGUUAGUGGCACUCUACAGCCUAGGAUUAAGGAAGUUCAUGCUAACAGGGGUGGGUCCACUUGGUUGCAUCCCCAACCAAUUAGCGACAGGCGUUCAUGCUCCCGGUCGGUGUGUCGACUACGUUAAUCAGAUCGUUGGACCGUACAACACUGGGCUUAGAUCACUGGUACAGCAGUUGAAUCAAAACCACCCUGGUGCGAUUUUCGCCUAUGGUAACACCUACGGAACCUUUGCAGAUAUGCUCAACAACCCUUCUGCGUACGGUUUUAGCGUGUGGGACCAUGGAUGUUGUGGCAUAGGGAGGAACCAAGGACAAAUCACAUGCCUUCCCCUCGCAGUCCCAUGUGGAGACAGGAACCGCUACAUCUUCUGGGAUGCCUUCCAUCCAACCCAAGCUGCAAACAGAAUCCUUGCUCAAAGGGCAUUUUCUGGGCCCCCUUCCGAUUGCUAUCCUAUCAAUCUGCAACAGAUGGCGCUGCUAUAACCCAUUCUUCCUCUCCUUUUCCUCUUCCUACACGACGGAUGUGGAUGCAUCUGUAGACACAAGGCCAUUGA
This is a messenger RNA of Magnolia sinica, 1250 nucleotides long. Its product is annotated as GDSL esterase/lipase At1g71250. Lineage: Eukaryota; Viridiplantae; Streptophyta; Magnoliopsida; Magnoliales; Magnoliaceae. Bases 40 to 1179 code for a protein of 379 amino acids. Gene Ontology annotation, molecular function: hydrolase activity, acting on ester bonds. The transcript has 5 exons. The record is from RefSeq and is a predicted model, not a curated record.